This is a messenger RNA of Cylicocyclus nassatus, 1286 nucleotides long. The record is from the annotation of a GenBank genome assembly. NCBI's taxonomy places the organism in Eukaryota, Metazoa, Nematoda, Chromadorea, Rhabditida, Strongylidae.
UGGAAUAUUUGCUGUGAGUGGAAACAUAAAUGUUAAUGAAGAUAUUUGAGAGCAUGUGGGAUUGGCACUCGUUUUUCACCAAAAUCGGCAUACCAGCAGGGGUAUCUUCGCGAUAUGCUGAAGUUUUCCGGCAGAACAGGGUUACGAAGGAUAUGCUCCCGGAUCUCGAUAAAGCAACUCUUUCCGAUUUGGGGGUGACAGCAGUUGGUGAUCAGUUAGCCAUACUACGCAGUGCAAAGGAUGCGUCGUUAGACAUGGGGUCAAUUACACCCUCGAAGCUUCGUGUGCGAAUAAGUGGACCUGGAUCAAAUUCUGAGGGGUCCUCAAGUUCUACCGCAGUGAGCAAUGGAGAGGCUCGCAGAGGUAAACCUCCUCCCGAUCGACAUGAGAUUUACCAUAUCAAAAUGCCCGAGGGUAACACCCAUCGCACUAAGCAGAUCAUGCAGAAUGCAAUUAUGAUGCGCAAACACGGGCUGGCUGUGCGGGGUACUAGUGGUGUCCGCCAAGGUGGCAGAUCGGUGAGCCCGAUUGAUAAAAAGAGUGCGGCUGUAGUCCGGAUGCGCCAGGAGCGAGAAGAAAUGCUGGUGGACGAUCCUAUAAUAUCUCGUCUUGGUGUGCGAGGACUGCAUUCAGAUAUCGGUGAGAAACCUGCCAUCACAAAGUCCCACAAGCAAAGUAUCCGCAAUGCUCGUUGGCCUGAAGUAGGUGAUGACGUUGCUGUGCGAGUUCAGCUUCCCUCUAGGAGUGGCGGAGUGGUGCGAAGGAUUUCCAAGGCGCCAAGAACUGGAGUUUCUACAUCAAUUGUCAACCGCAUUUCGAAGAAUCGUUCGUCCGAACUCCCUCGCGUAACUGUUAAGUUGCGCGGUGCAGCCCCAAGAGAGAAGCUGAUUGUACGUCCUCGCGUGGUGGCUCGGAAACCAUUGCAAGCGAGACUGGGUAAAGUGGCAACAGCAGGACGUUUAGACAGACCUCGCGUUGUACAGAGACCUUUUGUGCGAGCAGACUUAGAUGAAGCUGAUGUUGAUGAUGAAGAGAUGUCGUUGGAUGACGAAGAGUAUUCUACCGAAGAUGCAAUGUGGGAUGAUGGCGAUGACCAGUACGAAGAGGUUGAAUAUGUGGAGGAAGUCCGACCAAGCGUUUAUAAUCGCCUUUCUCAUUGACCAGCCUCGUACUUCAUCUUCGUGUCGAUGGUGGAGGUCUCUUCCUGGAAGGAGUGUUCCGUUCAUUCAUAUGCACCACUAUAACUGCCCUUGUUUUAUUGCAUUGCUCUCUAUGUUGUUUUGUGC